Molecule: messenger RNA, 900 nt
Organism: Trichoderma gamsii
Lineage: Eukaryota; Fungi; Ascomycota; Sordariomycetes; Hypocreales; Hypocreaceae
Exons: 2
Coding region: 1-900 (299 amino acids)
Molecular function (GO): oxidoreductase activity
Source: RefSeq, a predicted model, not a curated record
AUGGCUUCAUUCAAGCAUAUUGCCCUUCUCGGUAAAGGAAUGCUCGGUUCCGCCAUCUUACCUCAGCUUCUCGAGAAAGGCUUCGAAGUGACGUUGUUUACUCGCUCCAAGUCCUCCGUCAAAGAUCUGCCUUCAGGAGUCCACGUUGCAGAAGUGGACUACUCUUCGCUCAGCAGCCUGACUGAGGCUAUGAAGGGCAAAGAUGUAGUUAUUUGUACCAUAACGUCAACAGCCAUCCCAGAGCAAAAGGUCAUUAUUGACGCUGCUGUCCAAGCGGGCGUAAAGCGAUUUAUCCCGGCAGACUUUGGCGCCCUAUCUACCGAUCCUAGCGCUAAGGAUCUUCCCAUCCACAUUUCGACGGCUCAGAUACGGCAGUAUCUCGCUGAGAAGGCAGAGAAUGGUCAAAUCGAGUACACAGUCUUCUCCAAUGGCCUUUUUUUGGAGCUGAUAUUCUCGUUCCCUUUCGUCUUCGACUAUGCCAAUAGGAAGGUCGAGCUGAUUGACAAUGGCGAGAAUCCCUUCAGCGUCACUACCGUGGCUUCCAUCGGCAAAGCUGUCGCAAAUGCGUUGAAAGACCCCGAAGGAACUAAGAACCGCAUCAUCUUCAUCCACGACUUGACCGUAACACAAGCGCAACUUGUGAGGCUGGUCAAGAAGCAUUCGUCGCCUGAACUAGCGUGGACGGAAACAAACUUGGAUUCUUCAGUCGAGCUGCAGAAGAGCCUCGAAAGCUUUGCUCAGGAUGGAUUCAACAUGGAGAAUGCGCCCCGUUUGCUGCGGUCGGCCCUGCUCGGUGGUAAAUAUGCGAGCGCGUAUAAGAACGUGGAGAAUGAGCGGUUUGGUCUCAAGCUUUGGACUGAGAAAGAAUUGGAUGCUUUUGUUGCUUCAAAGGUUCAGUAA